GAAUAAUAAUUGUACACUUCCCCUUGGCUUGGAUAUAUCUGACGCAGACAGACAACAACACUGUUCUGGAAUACGUAAUAACACGGGGGUAAAUUGCUGGCCUCGGUCUUGCAAUUUGCUUGACCUACUAACAUCAAACGUUAUAUCACACAGGGGUCCAGUCGUCCAACGGGGGUAAUAUCGGUCCGAUUUGAAGCGGGUUAUACAUGCUAUCUGGACAGUGACAUUGGUAUGACACCGUUGACCUGCGACCAUACACAGUUACAGAGUCAACGGAAUUGUACUCCGGAAGAAACUGUCAAGACUUGUUUUGGUUCCAUCGUGCUCUUUUACGAGUCGACAGACCUUGACUAAAGUAUGUCUUGCCCAUGCACAUCGGCCGCGAGGAUAUUCUUGAAUUCAGCACAGAGAGGGCUGUCUUGUUCUCGGGUUCAGCUCUAUGCUUUGAGCAGACCUGGUUGGGGUUUUYGUGAAGCUUCUCUUCCUCGCAUAGUCCGAGUGAGAUCCUUCCAUGAAACUGCAGUAUGUUUUGCCUCUAAAGAUGGAACGACUAAGGAUGGAUCCAGCGAUGGUGGAAAGAAGAGCAUCAGUGAAGGAAAGAGAUUGUCGGGCUCUUCUGGUGGAUCAGGGAAGGGGGGUAACCAGCUGCACUGUCCCAAAUGUGGAGACCCGUGUACACAUGUGGAGACCUUUAUGUCGUCACACGUUUUUGUGAAGUGUGAGAAAUGCCAUCACUUCUUCGUGGUGCUCUCUGAGACGGACUCUAAGAAGGGUCUGAAUAAAGAAGCAGAGUCGCCCGCUGAGGCUGUCAAAAUGGCCUUCGCACAGAAACCUCCCCGCCACCCAAAAAGAUCUAUGCCUACCUGGACAAGUCACGUAGUGGGUCAGUCCUAUGCUAAGAAGGUGCUGGCGGUAGCUGUUGUAUAAUCACUACAGAGAAUCUACAACAACAUCCCUGCUGGGAGCAGACAGGUGGAGGUGGAGAAACAGGCCUCGCUCACUCCACGAGAACUAGAGACGAGAAGACGGGAGGAUGAGUACAGAUUCACAAAACUCCUUCAAAUAGCAGGGAUCAGUCCCCAUGGCAACGCUCUGGGAGCCUCCAUGCAGCAACAGGCCACUCAGCAGGCUCCUCAGGAGAGGAGGGGCGGGGACGUGUUAGACUCCACACACACCGACAUCAAACUGGAGAAGAGCAACAUCGUGCUGCUAGGCCCCACCGGAUCAGGCAAGACAUUGUUGGCCCAGACCCUGGCCAAGUGUCUAGAUGUACCCUUUGCCAUCUGUGAUUGUACCACCCUGACCCAGGCUGGCUAUGUGGGGGAGGAUAUUGAGUCUGUUAUUGCCAAGCUGCUGCAGGAUGCCAACUACUCUGUGGAUAAAGCACAGCAAGGCAUAGUGUUUCUUGAUGAGGUGACAAGAUCGGAUGUUCCUGGGAUCCACCAGCUCAGAGAUGUAGGAGGAGAGGGUGUACAACAGGGUCUGCUCAAACUCUUGGAGGGCACGAUAGUGAGCGUUCCAGAGAAGAACUCCAGGAAGUUGAGGGGAGAGACUGUGCAGGUGGACACCACUAACAUCCUGUUCGUAGCGUCAGGGGCCUUCAACGGACUCGACAGAAUCGUCAGCAGACGGAAGAAUGAAAAGUACCUGGGCUUUGGCACGCCCUCCAACAUGGGUAAGGGUCGUCGUGCGGCGGCAGCAGCCGAUCUGGCUAACAGCAGUGAACAGACGGACAUGGUGGCAGAGAUGGAGGAGAAGGACCGGCUGCUGAAGCUCGUGGAGGCCCGGGACCUCAUUGAGUUUGGGAUGAUCCCGGAGUUUGUAGGGCGUCUGCCUGUGGUGGUGCCUCUACACAGUCUGGAUGAAGAGACGCUGGUCCGCAUCCUGACAGAACCACGUAACGCCGUCAUACCACAGUACCAGGCCCUGUUCAACAUGGACAAGUGUGAACUGAACGUAACCACAGAUGCUCUGACAGCCAUCGCCAGGCUGGCUCUGGAGAGAAAGACUGGAGCCCGUGGCCUGAGGUCCAUCAUGGAGAAGCUUCUUCUGGAGCCCAUGUUCGAGGUGCCAUGUUCAGACAUCGUGGCUGUGGAGUUAACCAAGGACGUCGUCCUGGGCAAAUCAGAACCACAAUACGUCAGAGCUCCAGCGAAGGAGGCAGCAGAGGAGGACUAUGACUCUGGUCUUGAAGAGGAGAACUGGCCCAGACAGGUGGACGCAGCAGCUAACAACUGAUCGGACCCCCCCCGCCCCCUCCCUCCCCCCAUCCAGUCACUCAUUUCAACAACUCUGUCUACAAUCAUUAGAACACCUUCUAGAAUAUUUGGAAGCCAACUGUAGGUUCCUGGAAUUCCAGCCCCUUGAGUCAUCUAAACAGACCUCCGUCAGGCUCUGUAGACCACUMCUAAAACCACACCAUAAAACCCUUUCUCUGAGGAAGUGUUUUCAUAAUGAACAACACGGAUUGGAGUACCUUUUUUUUGGUCCUGUGAAUUGGACAGUAGGCUAAUUCUUUAAGUUAGAAAAUUAAGAUGUACCUGCUAUAGUGUAUAUAUUUAAAAAAUAGUUKGGGUAGGUAGUGUAAUUUUUAUUCUUUAAAAACUGAUUUAAAUAGGUGAUUUUUGUGUUUUCUCUCCUCUUGUGUUGUGGUGAUGACAGAUUUGAAAUGACAAUGGAAACAAAUAUAACAUGACUGGGAUCAUAUUGUACACUUGAAGACUUAACCAGGGCUAGGAAUG
Molecule: messenger RNA, 2741 nt
Organism: Salvelinus sp. IW2-2015
Lineage: Eukaryota; Metazoa; Chordata; Actinopteri; Salmoniformes; Salmonidae
Product: ATP-dependent Clp protease ATP-binding subunit clpX-like, mitochondrial
Cellular component (GO): mitochondrial matrix
Molecular function (GO): ATP hydrolysis activity; protein dimerization activity; zinc ion binding
Source: RefSeq, a predicted model, not a curated record